Molecule: messenger RNA, 6585 nt
Organism: Zonotrichia albicollis (white-throated sparrow)
Lineage: Eukaryota; Metazoa; Chordata; Aves; Passeriformes; Passerellidae
Source: RefSeq, a predicted model, not a curated record
CCUGCAGCCCAGUCCUCUGGGCUCCCAGCACAGGGAGGACAUGGAGCUGUUGGAGUGAGUCCAGAGGAGGCCACCAGGAUGAUUUGAGGGAUGGAGCACUUCACCUAUGAGGAAAAGCUGAGGGAAUUGGGAUAGAUUAGCCUGGAAAAGAGGUGGCAUUGGAGUGACUAUCACAGCCUUUCAGUACCUGAAGGGAACCUACACCAAAGAUGAGGCAAGACUAAACAAGGGCAUUUAGCAACAGGACAAGGUGGAAUGAGUUCAAAAGAGAGUAGGUUUAGAUUAGAUAUUAGGAAGGAAUUAUUUACUGUGAGGGUGAUGAGGCACUGGAACAGGUUGCCUUGGAAAGUUGUGAAUGCUGUGGAUAUUGUCCCUGGAGCUGCUCAAGACCAGGUUGGACGGGGCCCUGGGUAAGCUGUUCUAGUUGAAGGUGCCCCGACUAUGGUAGGAGGGUUGGAACCAUAUGAUCAUGAAGGUCCCUGUCCAACCCAAAUCAUUCUAUCAAUCUGUGACGACUCCUGAGCAUUUGGCAAGGUUUGGAGUGCUGAGUGAGGUCUUUGAUGUCAUUGUGCAAGGAGAGUUUUUUGUUGCAGCUCUCCGUGUUCAACUCCAGAGCCAUUGAAAGAUUUUCUCCCUCCCUGCCAGGUUCAGGCAUCUGAGACAUCUGCACCCAGGAGGUGCACUUGCACCAGCAGAGAGUAAAACUUGCUGAUACGAUGCUGGUGAAAGGGACAACUCAUAACCCCAGCUCCCCUCAGGCCACUGCAGAGAAGAGCAUGGCCACCGAGAUGGACAGCUGCUGUCCCAUCUGCCUGGACACCUUGAAGGAGAUCAGCUACAUAUUUCCGUGCCUGCACCAAUUCUGUUACACCUGCAUCCUGCAGUGGGCAGAGAACACACCCAAGUGCCCCCUCUGCAAGAGGAGAAUUCUAUCCAUCCUGCACUCCACAGAGACAGAAAAUAACUACAUAGAGCAUGUAAUUACAUUAUCUGAGGCACCAUCCAUCAUUGUCCACCAGGCGAGAGGAGACCCCAGAUACCUUGACAUCCAUUUCUCUGGAGCAUCCCAAACAUGGUCUGCAGAAGGAGUGCCCAGGCAUCCUGUGGGCAGCCUCCAGCCUGGGGAAUGGAUGGUACUUUUCCGGGACCACCCAUGCCUCCUAGAAGCCCUAGUGCUCUGGGUCCGACCGAGGCUGAGGCAGAUCUUCAGGAACAACUGGAUGGAGGCAGACCUCGUGGAGGGCACUGUCCUGGACAUCCUGACCAACCAUGGAAUUGAUGAAGACCAGCUGGUCCAGAUGCUGGGGGUCUCCCUCCAAAACCAUGCGGCGACAUUUGUGCAACAGCUUAUCCGUGUGGCGGUGCGACAGUGCAGCAGGGAGGCCUGCCGUCUGCUCACCCACCAGCCCUACCUCCCUGCCCAGGUGCCAGCACUUCUGACAGCCCUGCAGGAUGCACCAUGGAUGAGGUGCCCAACACCGCCUCCUCUGCCAUGGAUGGGGGUUUCAGAAGCUACCCCUCUGUACCCAUUACCAUCACUGUUGGAGCAAGAAGAGCCCCAAGAGGAGCCAGAGGAGUCUGUUUCUGGGUCUCCACUUCCAGACAGGGCAGUGACCCCUCUCCUGAAGGGCCAUGGUGACCUCUGAAGAGGCAGGCAAGCGGCUGUGGGGACUCUUCAGCCACCCCUGCAUCUGUGACUUUGGAGGAUGCCUCAGGGGUUAGCCACCAGCUGGGGCAUGCACCAACCCUCUAGGGCUCCCAGUCCCCCAUAUACAGCUAUCCAAAUAAAAUCAGUGCAUGGAAACUCAAAAAAGUCUCAACGUUACUAGCUGGACAGGUGCCCUUUCUGUCCUUUUUAUUCUCCCAUCAGACAUGUAAUGAAUGGCCAGCUACAGGCCCAUUGUUGUAGCCAGCCCCAGGGCAGAUAUUUCCAGCACAGGGAUCUCCAGGUCCCGAUUGUGCCCCACAGCCCAUCAUCCCAGGCCAUUCAUGAGCUCUCCAGUGCCAGCCCCUGCCCCCGCAUCCUGGUUCUCUGCUCUCCUGCCAGCCUGUGCUGCCCAGUGCAGCCUCGCUAGGGCUGUGACCACUUCCCUGCCCUGCCUGGGGUCACGCCUUGGUGCUGCUCUCUGUGUCACCCAGGGUCAUACCCUGCCAAGUCAGGAGCCCCCAGAAGUUCAUGAAGGGAAAGUGUAAAGCCCAGCCCCUGGGAAAGGACAAUGCCAGACUGGCACAUGCAUCAGGCUGACAGCUGGUGAGCAGCCAGGACAAGGCACCCAUACUGCCCUUCAGCACAGGUUUUCCCCUGCUGGUCCGGAUCAAGCCUCAGUGCUGGUAUUUCUGCUCUGCUUAGAGAGAGCCUGCCUGUGCCAGAUGGAUGCCAAGCAGCUGAAAGCUUUGUGUUUGUCUAGUUUGGAGAGAAAGAGCUGAGGGGUGACUUCACUGCUCUCUACAGCUUCCUGAGGAGGGAGAGUGGAGAGGGUUUGCUAAUCUCUUCUCCCUGGGAUCCAGUGUCAGGACAUGUGGAAAUACUUCAAAGCUACAUCAGGAGAGGUUCAGACUGGACUUAAGAAAAUAUUUCUUCAGAGAGUGUGGUCAGACACUGAAACAAGCUCCCUGCCUGCCAGUGCCUUAAAAGGAGGCAUUUGGACAAUGCCCUACAUGAAGGGCUUUAAUUUCUGGUUAGCCCUGAAAUGGUGAGGGAGUGGGACUAGAUUAUCAUUGUAGGUCCCUGACAAUCAUCAAAUAAGUGAUGUUUUCCCUCUUUGUUUAUUUUCAGUGACAUAAAUAUUCUUUAAAGAAAAAGCUAAGAAUUUAUUGCUUAAGUAAUCUCAUUACAGAAAAUGAGAAAAUGUAACAAUUCCUUCCAGUCCCAUGCAAUGCUGAUAGUUCAUAUAUGUUGUCUGUUAUUGUCACUUGUCCAAUAUAGUUUUGCUUACACAAAUAUUUGUUUGCUUGUUCACAUUUUUAACCAUGAGGCUUUUAUAGAACAUACGUCACCAAGUCUUUUACUGAGCACAUGUAUUAUCUAUUCAUUUCUAUACUGUCAAGAACACAGAAAGGAAAACAGUGUUCUGCUACAAUGCAGGUCAUUGCAUUUUACCAUCUUUUCAGCUCUUAGGUGUGAUAUAAUAUUACGCUUUGAUAUUUUCUGAUUUUUAUACAAAGCAUUAAUGUCUCAGCUUUCAGGGUUUCAUAACAGAACUGCCAUGGAAAUGAAUGCAUUAUGUUCUCAGUAUAUUUAUAUACCAAAUUUAAGAUAAUUUUUGGAGGUCCAGAUUGUUAGAAGCUCGUUUAGCAUCAUGCCUCAGAAUGUACCAUAAUGGAUACCAACACUGGCACAUACAGAUAGCGGGGUAGCCUGAUUGUUUUAUAUGUGUAAGUCAUUAAGUGAGAUGCCCACUUGCACAUCUAAGAAUCUGAAUAACAUGAAAAGGUCUAACAGCUGGCUAAUGUUUUGGGUUGUGCAUUGACUUGUCAGGGGAGUGAGGGAUGGUGGAGGAAAUACUGGACUUGUUACCUGAAUGCUGGUAGUAUUAGACGGCCAUUUAGCUUCCUCAGAAUGUUUGAACUGAUGCAGGCUUUUUCAGAUAAGGUCUCUUUCAGAUGUACUAGAAGCAGAGAGGAUGCUUGCAUGCAGGAGACAAACCCACAUCAAAUCAUGGCAAAGUCCCAUGCUCUGUGCUCUUCCCAGGCACUUCUGUUUGUAAUCCUGUGGACCUCCAUAGUGUUUCAGAGGGAAUUACUAUAACUCUAGUGACAGCAUUGUGAUCAGUGCAUGGGUAGUAGCUGGUUAACUAAUAAAAAGCAUAGAAGCAUUCCCACUAUUUUUUGGAGUCCUGAAACCAAACGUCUUUUGACACUUUCUCUUCCAAGCAAAUAAAUACUGUGCCUCCUCUCUGACCUUUUGCUCCUAAUUCACCAAGACCUUCUAGAGCUGUCAUUGAAUAAAUAAUAGUUGAGUAUCUGGGUACCUUCUGUUUUGUAGUGAGGAAAUUCUCUACAGUUCCAGUGAUAUGUAUAAAGUGACUUAUAUAUCACUAUUUUGUCAUGAGAGGUAGCCUUACAGAUAGAACAAUCACUAGGAGUUUGUGCCAGGAGGGAGCUGUAAAAUGUCUAUCCUGGCAAUGUUACUUCUUUUGAGUGAGUGCCUUAUUGUACACAGAAAAAAUCUACUUCAAGGGAAGUAGAACUUAACACUGAGUUAAAAGCCCUAGGAUUCUGCCUGGUGUUUUUAACUUUUGAUUUGGCACUGAAAUGGAACAGUAUGUUACUUGUUCUUAUGCAAGAAAUACCAAAAAUUCUUUUGUUGCAUUCUUGUAGUCACCAAUCUUGUAUUGUGCAAUAAACUAUCGAAGUACUUUUCAACAAUAUGGUAAUAAUAAAGGCCAUAUUAAUUGUAUUCUCAGAGUUCCUUGCUAAAUUCACUGUAUACAAUUUUCAACAGCAUAUUCAUGUACUAGCAAGUAGAAAAGAUUUUUAGCAGCUGUUUUAACCAAACUUCAGGAAUGUGUUUAUUGCACAAUUUUGCAUUUAAGUUCACCGAUGUGGUUUUGGUCUCAUAAACUACCCAAAUAGACAUUAGGGAGAAAAUAACAAGAGAAGAUUUAUCAGGAAUUGUCAGUCACCUGUCUCGGAUUCUUGAACAAGGGCAUAUUGGGCUGUACAGAAUAUUAAUAAAAUUUACAUAUAUCCCAUGCAAUACGCAAGUUUCACUGAAGAUAGAAAUUUCAGAGUAUUCAGAAAAUCAUAACAUUUGGACUCAGUUUAUGUAUGGGCAUAUAUUGGCACUGACAGAUAGAACAUGGGGCUAUAUUACUGUGUUUAUACCCAAUUAAGUUAGGCAAAUUUAAUGAACAAGCUGUAUUCACACUUUGCUUUGGUAAUUAGCCACCAGUUUAUAUCAUUAUGAUAAAGUUUACCUUGCUAAUCAACAGUCAUGUUUUUACUUUCCAUGAAGCCCUUCACACUAACAGUUAUCAUUAAAGAGAAUUUAUACUGAGAAGUCUCAGAAUUAUCAGUUUCUGUAUGUGGCCUUCCUUAACAUUUGUAAUUGAAGACACUAAAAUGAGAAAGAUUCCCCUUUUGCCAUGUUUCAUGUUGUUUUGUCAAUUGCUGAGUUUACAACAAUUUUUGUAAGUUAGAGGAUGUUUUGCCAGUUUAUUCACACUUAGAUAAAGUCCAUUUUGUGCUCAAAACCAACCUUCUGAUGUCCCAUUGAGAGACUAGAUGGCCAACCAGGGAUACUUUUUCCAUGGAAGCUGCUCAUGUUUCCUGCAGUGCAAGGAAGGCAGUUGGAAGAGCACAGCUGUCAGGUACCCUCAGAUAGCUGUGUACCAGCUGAAGGCUGGAGCAGGGCAGUCCCACUGCACUCUCCCCCUCCCCAUCCCCACAGGGAGACUGACACUCCAUCUUUCCCAUUUCACAUCCCGAGGGGAAGCAGGCUAAAGAUGGGCAAGCAGGGUGAGGGCACUGCAUGAGGAGGUCACCUACACCACAGUUACUGCAAUUGAGCAGCUCAGAGUCAGCAGCUGUAGCCAAUAAUGGGGCUUUGCAUGUACCACCCACACUCUUGCAGUUUGUACCUUUAAUAGGUAUGCGAAAGAUAUUCCAGGUAUAAGAUGGAAAAACAGCAACUUCAGCUCGGGAAGAUCGGUCAUCAACCAAAAUUAAUGCCCCUGUGUUGGACUAUGAUGAUGAACAUAAUAGAAAAGCAUGUGGUAGGUUAGAUUUGGUUUUGAACAAAAGACAAAUUAUUUAUUUCUUUCUUCAAAUGAAGCAUAACACUAAGGUAUAAAGGGAGUAUAAAUAACAUCUGAUUGUGCUCCUAAGCUCCAUGCUAUAACUUUCUUGCAAUGACAUCCUUCAACAAAUUAACUACAUCAUUACUGUUAAGUAUUAAUUGCACAAAACAGAUACACAAAAUAUAUAAUGAGCUAGAAAGAGGACAACAUUCUUCCAUUAUGACAAACAAUUCUAACAAGAAAUGGAAAAAAACCCAAUAGAUCAGGCUUACACUGAUGGCAACACUGAGAGUUUUAAGUCCUCUCCUUGAACACAUUACAUGUGAUAAAUAAUAUGCAAAAUAUUUAAAGAAUUUUAUUGUUGCUUACAGAAGAUACUUAGCAAGCAAGGAGACAGUAGCCAUAACUGCCUCAUGUUUCAUAUCCCCAUCAUUCAAUGCAAAUUUUUACAUUUCAUGCAAUAAUCCUGAGCUUAUUUUCAGUAACAUUGAAAUGUCAUCUAUGUUAAUUACCAAAUACAUACAGAGCCCAGCUAUGGGGUCUAUUGUAUUAUUAAGGCAUGAAAAAAGAAUAGCAGUUUAUCAACUCUGAAUGCCACAAAUACAGCACAGCAGUUAGAAGGCUCAAAAAAGCUCAGAAAGUACCAGUGAUUUCUGUGCGAAGGUCCUCCCAGAACACAACUGAAUCAUCAGUUCCUGAAAAGGCACAGAAUCAAAUCCUGUCCUCACUGACAUCAGGGAGUUCUGCCAUUGCCUUGACUGCUGGACCAAGCUUCAGAGCUAUCAGGAGUGACUCAGACUCCUCUUCAUAUCCCCAAAAAAUUGACAAACUUCCUCUCACUCAA